AAAACUAUUCGACGUCGAUCGCUAGUACAAUUUGUACACUCGAAUAGCCGUGAGGUAGUCACGAUAGCAGCGUUUAUCACUGUACCUACCGCCAGCACAUCAUACGGAGGAUCUGCUCUGGUUCGCUGCAGUAACUCCUAUCCUAUCUUCAGUAACUCGGUAUGGCUCUGAGCGACGUUCGCGGCGCUCAAAAGUGGCAGAUCAAUAGAUGAUAACGUCAUCCGACUGGAUCAGCCACGAUCGUUUGUCGUAGGCACUACCGGGUUCUUGUUUGCGGUCAUCGCUAGACUGCCAUUGUCUUCAGCACAGUUUGUGUUAACAAAAGCUCCCAUUGAUCUGUAGUUGCGGUCGUUUGUCUCAUGAAGAGUGGUUAUUACUCGACGGUAACGCCCGUUAAGACAGAUUGCCGACCGGACCAUUUCGCUGCUAGAUCCAUCACGGGAGUAAUUACCAUUAUGCUAUGGAGGGCUCAAACGAUUGACUACCGCAUAUCUGUGUAUCAGUAGUGGUAGAAGUUAUCCACCCGUAUCUACCACCGUUUGUGAUCGUGGUUCAUGGCUAACUACUUUGCCGUAUGGCCGUUUUGUCUUGCUGUUAUCGUCUUUGUCAUUGUUGUUGUUAUUAUUGUUGUCUUGUUGUGAUGAUGAGGUCUUGAUUAGCAGCUCCGUGAUGCGAUCAUUGUGUUCGUUUGAUAACGUUUCCCAAGGUCAGUCUAAUAAAAACCCCUGCCUCCUGACGAUAGCAACAGCAGCAGAAGUAACGUGCAAUGCGCGUCUCUGCGUACAGGGCAUCCGGACAGUUUUUCAAAUGUUUACGACGACGGCCACAGCUGCUGCUCUAGCAGCAAACCAGACUUGCCCACCGGAUGGCGGGCAAGUCUGUUAACGCUAUCAUUAACAUUAUUGGAUCAUUAACGGCGGUGCAUAAAAUUGACUUGACACGUCCACGACCAAUAUUGCAAUAGUAGCAGAUAGGCUGGCAUGGCGUCACUUUGGCAACGCGCCGCCGUAUUGCACGUUUUCGCUUACCAUUUAACUAAUCCACAUCUCUGGUCGCCGCAUUGACUUUGACGGACUUUCGUUUGCCAAUGAUGGUCGCAGAUACAAGUUAGGGUGGACUUCGGCUACCUAACACCCGUAGUAUCACGCUUAAGCCAAAGUCUAUUCAUAGCCGCGGGAUAGUAUCCCCGUGGCUAUCCGCCUGUGCCAGGUGGUUGAACGACACAGUGAAACGUCGCAACAGCAGCAGCAGCAGCAAAAUGCCGACAACGCCGUUAGCGCACGCAGUUAACGUUCUAAAAUGCCCCGAAUCACAACGCUGCUGCUCCUGUUGCCGCUGCAAUAUGUUAUAGUAAGUUUCGAACGCUGCGCCCGACCGGCAUCCAAACCGCCCCCUCUGGCUUCCACACCCCCUACCCCAAAAACGGCUGUGACGCUUGUGGUACGCGACGAAGGCAAGGGCCACUGGGCCAACAACACUGAAUGGACGUUGGGUAGCGGACCCAGCGUCAGGAACAUGCCGCGGUUAUUGUUUAAAAGCCAGCUUCACGUUGGUGACGGCCAGAAGACGCCUCAUCGUAGUGGCGAUACUACAGGCACCAGUUUAACAUCUGCUGAUUUAGAAAGUACUCUUAACCGGCGGAGCACGUGUGCAAAGGAAAAUGCAUGUUAUGAAGACCACACUGACCAUAGCUUUCGCGGCUUGCGCUGUCCUCUCGGUUAAUGGUCUCGGCACGAAGUCGGCCGUAAGGGCCGGAGCCGCCAUUGCAGCUAUAGGAGCCGGGGCUCUCUCGCAGAUCGCUCCUGCGGUUGUAGCCGCCGGUCUGUGGGCUCCACCUCAGCAUGGUCACCACGAACAACAUGGCGAACACGGAUGGGAGAGUCAUGGCCAUGGAGAAGGCGGCAGAAGUUACGGUCAUGGCCACCAUGGCAAACCAAGUCACGGUAUCGGACACGGUCACGGACAUGGGUACAAUGAGUUUGGCUGGGCUAGCCUGCCUUCUCCCGUUGUUAACGUGGGUCCGCUGCUCCGUCACGUUGCUUUGCCGCCCAUCCACGAGCUUUUGCCCCGCGUCAACGUCGCUCUUCCCCGAGCCCACGGACUUCACGGAUGGUAGACAGGGUAAAAAAAGAUGAUGAUCGACUGAUAGUGAUCAGGCGGCGGAGUGAUGAACUUGGUGACGAGGUGAUGAAAUCGAUAAUGAUUGUGUUGGCAGAAGCUGACGUAGAGGUGGUAACACGUUUGCUAAAGUAACUGGAAAUUCUUCUUAUAGAUAUACCUUAUAGAUAUGGGAUCGGAGUCAAAGUAACUGAGGGGUUAAACCCUACAAAUAAGUUCGGCUAGCAAAGAUUACACAUUUCGGACGGAGUAUGGUUUCUUCAGGUAGAUGCAGCAAUUUCUAUAUGAUGUGUCAUAUACGUACAUCAACAAGGGAUUUCCGCGUUGAGCGUUUCCGUCGACGUUGUUAGCAUCUGCUAAGGAGGGACCGUGAUGUGUUCCAAAAGUUUUUUCAAUACUAAUUUGUAUUCGGCGAUCGAAAAGGCGAGGGUCCUUCUGGAAAGGAUCUAGAUAGGUCUACCGCAGAAAUGUCGGUUUUGCGGGAUAUAGUCAAGUAAUAUCUAUAUAUACUUAGAGAGAGACGGAGGAAGAGAGGGAAAGAGAAAGCCAAAUGUAUAUACUUUACGAAUUUCGGAUAUCUAUUAGUGCGCUGACAUUUAAUUUUUUUUAUUUACAUGGUCCGGUCACUUCCGAUGCUAACAUUUGACGUUAUAAUCAAUAGGAAAUCAUACAAGUCAGCAUUUCGUAGCUCUUUUGCGAUAACAAUAAUUGUAAUAGUAGGAACCAUGAGAACUGAGAAUGCGACCUGCGCACUGCAUCUCGAUUGAACUGAACCUUCAAGUAGACCCAGAUCCAAUCGAUACCAUACAUGUUCCUGGUAUAUUUUUGCGCAUGUGCCACAUACCUGGGCCGUGACGUCCUGACGUUUCAUAUGCGCUAAAUUUUUCAACUGGUGCCAAUGUUGCUAUGACUUUAAUUGACUUGAUAAAUAUUCGUCUCGAGUUUAACCUCGUUAAAAAAUGUGUCUGUUAUUUAAGUGUUUAUAAGCACAAAAAGCAAGUAAAACUUAAAUGGCUAUGUCACACCAGUGCCCAAUGGAACUGCGGGAAAGAAUUCGCUGUCAUGACGCAUCCGGCAGAAACUCAACUGGGUUACGCGUUCUCAAGCACAUACAAAGCAACGCUCUUAUUGAGCGAUUUGAUUGAAAGGCCAUGGCCAAUCAAAGAUCACCUCAAACCUUUGAUGUCUAAUAUAAAGUAAUCAUCAUCCGAAUUGUAUGUGAAUUAUCGCGUGCCUGUGUGUAUGCAUGUAAUGUAGUGUGUGGUCGGUCCAAUGCUAUAUUCGCCGAGCCUGUUAUCUUAUCGUGCUGUAUGCGUUUUGCCGGUCUGUGUAUGCAGACAAACGUAAUUGUCUGAGCUGUUGGGCACUUGUUGUGCCCACCAGCGCCUCCUCAGUGUUGUUAGACGCACCAUUAUAUAUAUAUAUAUAUAUAUACAUAUAUAUAUAUAUCCCAUAUACCUAAGAGCAAAUCGAUGCCGUACAAAGACAACAAACAAGAACAACUCAUAUAUGGUGCCGCUUACCAUCCGUGGACGACUGGCGGCCAAGCUGUACAUACAAUAUAUAACAAAUAAUAAAUGUCUACGU
Messenger RNA from Varroa destructor (honeybee mite), 3705 nucleotides. RefSeq lists its product as uncharacterized. NCBI's taxonomy places the organism in Eukaryota, Metazoa, Arthropoda, Arachnida, Mesostigmata, Varroidae. The record is from RefSeq and is a predicted model, not a curated record.